AUGGAACUUGGCGAAGAAUUUCUUUUGAUCAAGUAUACACUUCAUCUGAAGAAGGACAAUGACUCGAACGCAGGUCAAGAUGGAUCAUGUGAGACUGAUUGGACGGCAACGCGAAGCAAUUCAUCGGUAGCAUCUUCGAAACCUCAAACGAAAGAUAUGAGUGAUCUGCAAGGCAGUGUUGCUCGUGAUAAGCCUAAGCCGGCAGUCAAAGUCGAGGCUGUCAGCGCUACGCAGCAGCAGAGAGUCUCAAAGCAACAAGUGACAUCGAAGAGCUCGAAGAGUAUCAACCAAUCACCAUACUCUAAGAGUGUAACCCAAUCAAGUGAUUUCUUUAAUUAG
Anisakis simplex (herring worm) is the source of this 339-nucleotide messenger RNA. Lineage: Eukaryota; Metazoa; Nematoda; Chromadorea; Rhabditida; Anisakidae. The record is from the annotation of a GenBank genome assembly.